UGCACCUACUGGUCAGAAGCUCGUCGUCUCUCGCAACGCAAAUUUUACGCACAGAGAGAAAUUAAACAACCAAGCGACGACUGGUAGGCUGGGCAUGGACCUCUAAACUAUUUCCCACUUAAACCUAGUCAUCGUCAGAAGAUUCCAUAAAAAUCUAAACUUUCAUUUACAGCAGGCCCCAAAUUGAAUCCAAUUUCAAAUUCAAUGUCCUCCUCUUCAUCAGCACCAUCCUCAGAUGACGAACUCAACCCUAACCCUAGCCCUAAACCAAUCGAAGACGAGUUGUCAUUGGCGUCAGUAAUAUUGACCGAAUCCAACGGUAAUGGAUCAGUGAAUGAGAAUAGUGAAUUGGCGUGGGGGAGGAAGAGUUCUGAGGUAGAAGUGGAGGCGGAUGGGUCUUCCAGUGCUAGCAGUAGUGGGUAUGCGGGAGAGAGAGGGAGCAGUAGCGAGACGAGUAAUUCGAGAAUUGAUGAGGAUGAAAUACAGGAAGUGAGGAAUGAUGAUGGUUUUGGUGAUGGAGUUCACGAUUCUCAGGCCGCUUGGGUGCCUGGUAAACGCCACGUUGAUGAGGAUGAUGCUUCCAUAUCAUGGAGAAAGAGAAAGAAACACUUUUUCAUUUUGAGUCACUCUGGGAAACCAAUAUAUUCCAGAUAUGGAGAUGAACAUAAGCUAGCGGGCUUUUCAGCAACAUUACAAGCAAUUAUUUCCUUUGUGGAGAAUGGUGGUGAUCGUGUCAAAUUGGUUAAGGCAGGGAAGCAUCAGGUAAUCUUUCUUGUGAAGGGACCAAUCUACUUAGUUUGCAUUAGCUGCACAGAAGAGCCUUAUGAAUCAUUAAGGGGACAAUUAGAGCUUCUAUAUGGCCAGAUGAUACUUAUUUUAACAAAGUCCGUAAACAGAUGCUUCGAGAAGAACCCAAAGUUUGAUAUGACACCCCUGCUUGGAGGAACGGAUGUUGUCUUCUCAUCACUCAUUCAUUCUUUCAGCUGGAAUCCAGCCUCCUUCCUUCAUGCAUAUACUUGUCUCCCCCUCGCUUAUGCAACAAGGCAAGCUGCUGGUGCUAUAUUGCAAGAUGUUGCUGAUUCAGGUGUCCUGUUUGCAUUGCUAAUGUGUAAAUACAAGGUUGUGAGUCUUGUUGGUGCACAAAAAGCCUCUCUUCAUCCUGAUGAUAUGCUACUUCUUUCCAACUUUGUUAUGUCUUCAGAAUCAUUCAGGACAUCUGAAUCUUUCUCACCAAUUUGCCUGCCAAGAUAUAAUCCCAUGGCAUUUUUAUAUGCUUAUGUCCAUUAUUUUGACGUGGACACAUACCUGAUGUUGCUUACUACUAGUUCGGAUGCCUUUUAUCAUCUUAAGGAUUGCAGGAUUCGUAUUGAAAGUGUCCUUGUGAAGUCAAAUGUUCUUAGUGAAGUUCAGAGAUCCAUCUUAGAAGGGGGAAUGCGGGUCGAGGAUUUGCCUAUUGAUCCACUGCCUCGUUCUUCGAUAUCUCAUCAUUUGAGCCAACAGAGGCUUUUAACAGAUUCUCAUGAAGGGUUUAGUGAAUCAGUUUUUGGUAUUGGUGGUCCUUCUGGACUUUGGCAUUUUAUUUAUCGCAGUAUAUAUCUGGAUCAGUAUGCGUCUUCUGAGUUCUCACCACCAAUUAGCAGUCCUCAACAGCAGAAAAGAUUGUAUAGAGCUUACCAAAAACUUUACUCUUCCAUGCAUGAUAAAGACAUUGGGCCCCACAAAACUCAGUUUAGAAGAGAUGAAAACUAUGUUCUUCUUUGCUGGGUCACGCAGGAUUUUGAACUUUAUGCAGCCUUUGAUCCACUUGCAGAUAAGGCUUCGGCUAUAAAGACUUGCAACCGGGUUUGUCAGUGGGUGAAGGAUGUGGAAAAUGAGAUAUUUUUGCAGGGAGCAAGCCCCUUUUCAUGGUGAUAUCCCAAAUUAUUCUGUUACACAGCAUGUACCCUAGUUUUGUUUAUUUAAUAAAAGCUCAUAUAAUUUUUUUUUU
Pistacia vera is the source of this 1987-nucleotide messenger RNA. RefSeq names its product vacuolar fusion protein MON1 homolog. The transcript is spliced from 14 exons. The record is from RefSeq and is a predicted model, not a curated record. NCBI's taxonomy places the organism in Eukaryota, Viridiplantae, Streptophyta, Magnoliopsida, Sapindales, Anacardiaceae. Bases 205 to 1911 code for a protein of 568 amino acids. Gene Ontology annotation, biological process: vesicle-mediated transport; protein targeting to vacuole.